AUGUCGUCAAAUGGCUCGUUCACGCACCUCCCCGGCCGAGACUCUGCAUGGUAUUACCCGUCGGUGCCUUCUCUCUUCGGCCGUGGAGACCAUCGUGGACAACAUUGCAGGCAUGCUGGCUGUCAGACAAUACUGUUCGGUACAGAUUCUUUUUGCAACUUACAUGGUAAAGCUGGGGAUGCCGUUGGCGAAGCUCUGGGAAACCUUCCAGGUCCAGAUAAUCCUACUGCGCCUACAUCAAGGCCAGCCACGUAUGAACGGGAUGUGCGACACCAGGCCGGCGCUCCUCCUUCCAGUAGCCAGUUUACCAAUGGCAUGCAUGAGAUGUCCCAUAGAAUCCCUCACCAGGACCAGCGCCCGAUGGAUGUAAAUGCUACUCGAACUAUACCGUCCACCACCAAGACUGGGAAAAGUCUCAGCGCCAAGAAGACGGCAAGGAAGUCCACGCAGCAUCCACGGAAGUCAAACGCGGCUGCAGCUGUUGGUCAGUCUAUCACGGUCGCAACGUCACCAGCUCCUAAUGGGAUCGAGAAUGUGCCGGUUAGCAACAGCGAGAAAGAUGCAGAGCCGCUGCCCAAGAGGCAGAAAAUGUCAAAUGCUGCGAACGUCAACCAUGAUGCUCGUCACGAACGGCCACUGGUGACAAGAUGGCCAGAGCCCUCAAGUGUGCCAAAUGGCGACCUAUCAGGACAGAAUGUUAAAUCUAAUGGAGACCAUUUUUCGGGGCCGGAUGAUGCUGGGAGACGACUCGAGCACAAUCAUGGUACUAAUGGUACGAGGCACCCAAGAGAAGGCUUACAGGGAGCAAUGGAGUCAUCCACCCAGCACCAGUCGGAAAACGUGACCGUGUUCGAACGGCCACAAAAGCUAGGUGUGCACGAUGAUGUGGCCAGAAUGCAGACGACGAGCUCAGAGAAGGUGCACCGCGACGAUGGACCCCGCUCUGCAGCUGAGAUGCCUGUGAGGCCACAGCUGUCGCAAACGCAGAGUAGAGGCUCUCUAGGUCCUCAUAACAAUGAGCACUCUCCCAAUACGACUCCAUUUAGUGACCCUAGCAAGCACACCGCAUUAUUUGCAGAAAAUUCUCGUCCGUCGAGUUAUGUGCGUUCAGCGCCACCUCAUCCAUCCGUCUCUAACACAUUCGGUCAGUCGCAACAGCGCCAGCAAUUGCCUCAACCGUCUCAGGCGGCGCAUGUAGGAGAGGCGCAUUCAACCCGACCGUCAAAGCCACAGGACAUACACCCAAUCCAACCCAAAAUCAAUGGAUGUCUAGGCGAUAACGGUGGUCAUUGUCCCGGUAACUCGGAAACGCAACAUUUUCCAGGCGUGCAGGAGUCCGUUGCUGCUCGUCAGAACUUGCCAACAUCUGCGGCGACAAACGACAGUGCAAGGCCUCCUUCGGACGUUGCUUCGACACGUGUCGAAGCACCUUCGCAUCGGCUUCAACAAGCGCCUACCUCCGAAAGAUCAACUCGCAUGGAUGCUCCAGACUGGCUUCAAAGAGCAGCAGCCGUUACACUAUUACCCCAAACGCAGAUCCAAACUCGGACCAUGGAUCCGCCGCCAGCAUCGAGCAAUUCCGCUUCGAGUGUCUCCCCACAAAAAUCGCCCUGGUUGCAAAAUUGGAAGCAUCGAAAUUCUCGAGGUGAUACUGUUAAUUUCCCGGAUUUCCCUUCCCCAGGGUCCCAAGGGCGUGUUCUGGUUGAGUCUCAGACCAAAAAGUUAUUCACACCGACAAACGAACCCCGCGGUCAGGUGGGUGGCCAGAGCCGCCCUCCCAACAGACGUCCUGGAUGGUCAGCGCCUAAUGCUGACACGGAAAUUAUUGAUUUGACACUUGAUGACACAGAUAAGCCCCAUGCAUCUCAAGCCCCGAGAGGCCCAAACGACGUUACCAGGGGUCUGCAUGAAAAGCUUCAGUCGCCAUAUGAUUGCCCGCCUGCCAGACUAGACAAGAAGCGCGCCUCUCCGCAUACUGAAACGCAGCAGAGAUCCCCAAGUAUAAGCACGAAAAUUUCAUCCGGGAGGCCCCCGGUCUCCUAUGACGUUGGGAAUCGGCGCUCCAACAAUAAAGAGCCUAACCUUGAGCCAUACCCAUCGGGACUCAACGAUUUCAACAAGCAAGCAGUCGACGCUAAGAGCUCGGACCAUAGCAUUGGAUCGGACGAGAUACUCGUUCCGCGCCGGCGAAGGGGUCGGCCGCCAUUGGCCAAAGUUCGUGAUGGCUCAAGUGAAAACCGGAGCCAUUCAUCCAAGGGUUCAAAUAGAACGGAGGGCCCUUCCAGCUCUAGCAUGGCGGCUGUGGGCUCUAUAUGGAUACCGUGGGAACAUGGCAAUGGUCCAGUUCCUCCUACGAAUUCUACUUCUACACAGUCCAGUAAGACCUUGAGCCAACCAUCGCUUCCUAUAACGCCAAAUGGAACCGUUCAGUCGAAUUUCCAAUCAUCAACCAAUCAGGGGAGGUCUAUGAUCGGGGAGCUGAACCAGUCGUUCGAGUUUGGGAACCGAGGAUCAGGCCCUGCUCAGCCGGAUCGCGAGGGUAUGGAUCCCAGAUUGAAUCUGACAGGACACCAUAGUGCUCAAAUUCCCACCAAUUCCACUCAACCCCAGGCGAGCAAAACCUUAAGCCAACUGUUGCUUCCCUCACAGCGAUAUCCGGAUGCGCAAUUGCAUCAUUUGUCGUCGAACCCGGCGACUUCUGGAAAUGGGACACCGGGGAACUCAGCUCAUGACCCGAAGGGACUGUUGGGCAAAUCAACUUCCCCAGAGUAUCACAUGAAUCAGGUUCCUAGCAACUCCACUCCUACUUACCCUGGCAAGUUUUCGAGUCAAUCAUCGCUUCCCUUCCAGCAAACAGAAAAUGUGCUGCCCCAAUCUCUGUCGUUGACCGGCUCAGCCAAUGGCACCAGCGGGCAGGAGUCCAACAAUGAGUCUACUAAUGUGGAGGAUCGACAGCCUCGACAGCUGACCCUUGCUCAGCGGCGCUUAGCGAUUAGAAAAUCCACUUUUGUUCUCUAUAGUGAUGAGAGACUGGACAACUAUAUAUACGGCAGUGUCAACCGACAGAACCGCCCUGGAGAAGUUGCCUCUAGUCUCUCAGCACGCCCCUUUCUUGAACCUCAGGUUCACACGGGACACUGGCGGCACUUUGACCCACGCAUCCACUGGACUUGGGAGCGAUCUUCAGAAUGGUACCAGGCAAAGAUGGCAGAGAUAGCAGCACGAGGAAAUCGCAAGUCAGUAACUCGAUGCGGCCGCGCUGCACUGGGGUUAGCCAAACGCUUAGCGGAGAAGAAGGCACAAACCGUCGAGUUUCCAGAAAGAGUCCGAAAUAACCCAGAGUGGCUGGCAGCGAUCAGGGAAAUGGACGAAAUCGCGGACGAAUAUCACAGUGAGCAGCAAUCGAAUACCAGUAGGAAAGACAAGGGAGGUGGGAAAGGGAAGGGGAAUGUCAAGGAAGCGAUUAUACCCGAUAGCUAUAAUGAUGAGGAUAUGCUUUAUUAA
Neoarthrinium moseri is the source of this 3504-nucleotide messenger RNA. RefSeq lists its product as uncharacterized. The coding region runs from base 1 to 3504 and encodes 1167 amino acids. Lineage: Eukaryota; Fungi; Ascomycota; Sordariomycetes; Amphisphaeriales; Apiosporaceae. The transcript has a single exon. The record is from RefSeq and is a predicted model, not a curated record.